Molecule: messenger RNA, 2409 nt
Organism: Stylonychia lemnae
Lineage: Eukaryota; Ciliophora; Spirotrichea; Sporadotrichida; Oxytrichidae
Source: the annotation of a GenBank genome assembly
AUGAACGAGGACAGGUUAGCCAGAGCCAACUCUAUUGGAGCCCCUAACACCAGGACAAGAGGAAGCGCAGCUUUAUAAGAAGAUAGCGGGCAUUCUAGUCCAUAUGUGAUGCAGAAUGAUGAAAAAGAUGACAAGGAAACCAAGUAAAUCGACUUAAAGAGGUACUGCAAACUGCUUUCUGAGAAAAUCAAGGACAAAAACAAGCUAGCCAAGCUCGAGGAAGUCAAAAAAAAGAUCUAGGACAAGAUUAUUGACCAGGACAAAUUCUUUGAAGAAGUUAUGACUUUUGCUCCCCAGGAAUUGCAGGAUGUCUAUAACUAUAAGAAUAAGUCUCAGAAGAGAGGAAAUCAAGAAUCCAGCCUUUCCAGAACUUCAAGCUCAGUUGAUAAGAAUCCACCAUCGCUCUUAGGUCGCAGACAGGCUAGUUAGGUCGCUAGUCAAGAAAGUAAAGUCAAUAAGGAUGAUACUGGACAUGCAAGCGGUGCUGGAUCUGUAUAGAGAUAAAUGGUUACAAGGCCAUCAAACAGCAGAAGCAUUGUGAAACAACUUGGAGUAAUUUAUUAUCAAAUUUUAUCUAUAUUAUAGUUGAUGUCUGAUAGCGCAUCUAAAAGAGAUGCAGAAGAAUAGUCAGAGGAGAAAAAGUCUCAAAAUUCAAAGGGUAAAACGCUAAAUUAGACAGCAAGUAAGAGAAUAACCAAAAUGAAGGACAAAAAGAUUAUUAAAACAAAAAAGCAAUUAACAAAGCAAGGAGUAAAGAAGAUCGAGCCUAUAAUAAAGAGAGGAGGUAAAAAGGCUUUGGUCACUAAAAGAGGGGCCUCGCAAAAUUUACUGACCCAGUCGAAGAAGGGCACUAUUAAGGGCAGAGGCAAGAGAAAAUAAGCAACGCCCCCUGUGUAAACAUAAGUACAGUAAUCAAGAGGAAAAGUUGGCAGUGCAGCUAGAGGCAAGCAAGAAAAAAAGUAAUAAGAGGAAAGUUAGGAGGAGGAUUAGGAAAUAGCAUCAGACGAAGAAGAUAAUUAGGAUUAAGAUGAAGACUAAUCAGGAAACGACGAGGAAAUGGAAGAAGAAAUGGAAGAAGAAUAAGAAGAAGAUUAAGAAGAAGAUAUUGAGGAAUAGGUUGAUGAUGAGGAUUAAGAAGGCUCAGAGAAUGGCUCCAAUGAUGAAGAUGUUGAAAAUCCUGAGGAGGAAGAUCCGACUAAAGUCGAAGAUGAGGAGGAGGAAGAGCCAUCAAAAGCUGUCAAAAGCGAUGACGAAGAUGAGGAGUCUAAAGAUGCCAACCAGUCUUAAAGCGAGGAAGAAUUGGUGGAGGAUGACAAAAAGUAGCCAUCAUCAAAUUAGCCAAAUAUGAGAGAACAAGAUCGACAAAGAAGACUACAGUCUAUGUUUUUGAAUUACAGAGUUCUAGAGGAAAAACUUAGACAGACAAUGUCUAAGUAUGGAAUAAGAAAUAUGGAUCCUGAGAUUAUGUUCUUGAUCAGUGAGGCAAUGAAAACAAGAUACACCUCAAUAAUCACAGAUCUAAUUGCUAUUAGCAGAAGUUCUUAAAGCAAUUCAUACAUUAUUACUAAAAACUCUGUGCCCCGCGAAAUCAUCGAUGUCCAUGCUUUUAAUAUUGUUAGUCAAAACCGAAUGUUUAUGAAACAACAGGGAUCUCAUCAUACUAUGCCUCCUCCCUUUAACACAGCUAUGAAUCCUCCAGAUUAGCCUAAACCCCAGAUUGUUGAAGCAGGUCACUUUGAGAUAAUAUGCACGUCAAAUUCAAUUCUUGACUACAAAAACGUUUUGGAGGAGGAAUUGAGGAGAAAGGAUCUGAAGAGGCAGCAGAUGCUAGAAGAGAUUUAAAGCACGGAUUAGACUAAAGAUUAAGGAGCUAUCUAAGCUGAUCAGUCACAAAAAGGAGUUCCCUCUGAUAAGUAAGGCAGUUCUAUAGCAGGUGAGGAUGAAACUACCGCUGAUGAUGGCUCAGCCUUAGGUGGGGCAGGUGCAGGUAGAAAAAGACAGAAAAAGAAGCAUCUUGAUUCAAAGCAACUGUAGAUUAAAGAGCAACUAGAGCAACAUAAGGAGCUUGAAUUACUGUAAAAGAAAUAGUCAAAUACUCUUAGUACUCUCUAAUAUUUCACCUAAGGAAAGGCUAAAACAGGCGAAGAUGAAUUCUAGAGGCCAAAAGAUAUUGUGCCUCACAGUAAGUCAGGUCACUUGAAGACGAUGGAUCUGAGUAUGGGGGCUCAUAGACUGCAUCACAAAAAGGUUCUGAAUCUUAACAUUUACUCUAGCAGGGAGGUAGAGAAAACAAAGCUUGAUGAUAACUACUAGAAGAGAGUAGAGAUGAAGGAACUCUUGUUCUACAUGUAGAAAGACCCCCUUCUCAGGAAAUCACAGAUAAUGUACCAGACUAUGAUAAAAUAAUGA